AUGCAAUAUCGUUCAUCAGUCCAGUUGGCCAGGCGUGUUAUUAAACCCUGCGAUGUGUUUAUUAAUCAUAGAGGGAUUGACACAAAGCGAACAAUAGCCACGUUGUUGUACGAUUAUCUGUCUCGGCUCAAUCUACGUCCCUUCUUAGACAACAAGAACAUGAAGCCUGGAGACAAAUUGUUUGAAAAAAUUGAUACUGCAAUACAUGGCUGUAAGAUUGGUGUUGCUCUCUUCUCGCCUAACUACUGCAAGUCGUAUUUCUGUCUGCACGAACUGGCUCUUUUCAUGGAGUCCAAGAAGAAGGUCAUCCCUAUCUUUUGCGACAUUAAGCCGUCUCAGCUGCAUGUUCCACGUAAUGGAGUUUGUGCGGAGAAGGAGCUCCGGAGGUUUAGCUGGGCUCUCGAAGAGGCCAAGCACACCGUCGGGCUUACGUUCGACUCCUUCAAAGGGAACUUCGCAGAUGUUGUAACAAGCACCUCGGAAAUUGUGAUCAAGAGCUUGAUAGAGCUUGAGAAUGAUGAGCAGAUCAUCAUGAAGCGUCGACGGAAAUCUCCCCUGAUCUCUUCAUAAAACAAACCAAUUAUAUAUAUAUAUGCUACAUCGAUGAUCACGGAUCGUACCGUAAAUGACAUCGACAACUGAUCAUUCUUCAUCGAUCAACUUUCCUACUAAUGGGUUCUGCAUCGUUUUUGUUCAAUAUCGAUUUGUUUCGGUCUUUAAGCCAAAUUUCAUUCUUUGUAAAAGGGAAACUAUUUUUUUUUUUUUUUUUUUAUAAAAAACUCGAAGUUUUUUUGUUUUUGUUUCCCUGA
Juglans microcarpa x Juglans regia is the source of this 809-nucleotide messenger RNA. Its product is annotated as TIR-only protein-like. The coding region runs from base 1 to 570 and encodes 189 amino acids. The transcript has 2 exons. Lineage: Eukaryota; Viridiplantae; Streptophyta; Magnoliopsida; Fagales; Juglandaceae. Gene Ontology annotation, biological process: signal transduction. The record is from RefSeq and is a predicted model, not a curated record.